AUGGAGUCCAAGGCCAAGGGUCAGAGCAAGAGCAAGCCGAGCAACGAUCGCAUCUCCAAGCGAGCGAGAGCACAGAGCAGGCGGCAGGAAGCGGACCUCUGCCCGCCGCCCGCAUAUUCGGUCAAAGACGCCGGGGCUGCGACGAGGACCGUGCAGAUUGGACAAGAGUUCGUACACCCCUUGGUCCUAGUCGAUACCGCACAAGACCAUCGAAGCGGCAGCUCGCGAAAAGAGCAACGGUCCGAGAGUCCUCGACACAAAAUCACAGCGGCCGGCAUGUCCUCCCUCAUGACGCCGUCGACGCUCAAAGCAUACAGCCAUGUGUGCCCCUAUUUGAAGCGCACAUCUGCGCCUACCCUCCGUCACCUGAGCACGAGCUCGAUCGAGGGUGUCAACAGACUGCGCCGCAAGGCCGGUGACUGUCCCAUCAUGGCAGCCGCGAUCCAGUACCGACAGGUUCAGCUCAGUUGUGCAGCAUCGACAGGCCAGAUCAGAGGCUAUGCUGCCGUUGCCAACCGCAAGGAGAUCGACGAGAUCCACCGAUCCUCGGGCGUUACCAUCCAGCCGGGUCAAGGCGGCAUCUGUCCCCAUGCUGCUGCCGGUGCCGAAGCCGCGCGGCGUGCACAGUCACUCGCUGCUCAGGCUAUGACUCGCUCGUCAGUCACACCCGAGCACGAUAGCCGCACGGCGCCGUCCACUCGCUCCGGUACAUCGCCCGUCACCUCUGCCUUCAAGGCGGGCUCGGGCUCAGAGGCUACCCGGCUCAAUCAGGGCAUGACAGGCGUCCGGCGAGGUCGCUUCGACUACAACGCCUUUUACGGCGAGGAGUUGGACAAGAAGCAUCGCGACCGCUCCUACCGUUAUUUCAACAAUAUCAAUAGGCUUGCUGCGAAAUGGCCUGUAGCCCAUACUGCCGUCGAAGGCGAUGAAGUCACCGUUUGGUGCGCCAACGAUUACUUAGGCAUGGGACGCAACCCCGUCGUCGUCAACGCCAUGCACGAUACCCUCACGAAAUACGGCGCCGGUGCCGGUGGCACGCGCAAUAUCGCGGGCAAUGCCGCCCUGCACCUCUCGCUCGAGGCAGAGGUUGCCGAUCUCCAUAGGAAGCCAGCUGGACUCGUGUUCAGUUCGUGCUACGUCGCCAACGAUGCUACUCUGGCUACACUCGGUCAGAAGCUGCCGAAUUGCGUUUUCUUGUCUGACUCGAGCAACCACGCAUCCAUGAUCCAAGGCAUACAGCAUUCCAAAGCGCGCAAGAUGGUCUUCAAGCACAAUGACUUGGCCGAUCUUGAAGCGAAGCUUGCCUCGUUGCCACUCGAGACGCCGAAAAUCAUUGCCUUCGAAUCUGUCUAUUCCAUGUGCGGCUCCGUCGGACCUAUCGAAGGUAUCGUCGAGCUCGCCGAAAAGUAUGGUGCAAUCACCUUCCUCGAUGAGGUACACGCAGUCGGCAUGUACGGCCCCCGCGGUGCUGGUGUUGCGGAGCACCUCGACUACGAGGCGCAAGCUCGCGGCGCGUCUGCUGGCACCAUCAUGGACCGCGUCGAUAUGUUCACCGGUACGCUCGGCAAAGCUUACGGCGUCGUCGGUGGCUACGUAGCUGGCUCUGCCGAUCUGAUCGACGUCGUUCGCUCGUAUGCGCCUGGCUUCAUCUUCACCACUUCUUUGCCGCCAGCGGUCGUCUCUGGCGCUCGCGCUGCCAUCCAGUACCAGGUCAACUACCUUGGCGAUCGUCGCCUGCAACAGCUCAAUACGAUCGAGCUCAAGAAUGAUCUCGCCAGCGCAGACAUUCCUGUCAUUCCCAAUCCCAGCCACAUCGUGCCUGUACUCGUCGGCGAUGCCCAACUCGCCAAGGAUGCCUCUGACAUGCUGCUCAAUGAUUAUGGAUGCUACAUCCAAGCCAUCAACUACCCCACUGUCGCCGUCGGUGAAGAGCGACUUCGUAUCACGCCUACGCCAGGCCACACUGCUGAUCAGCACCGCCACCUCGUCAAGUCACUCCAGCAAGUCUGGGCCAGGUUGGGUCUCAAGAAGACUUCAGACUGGGCAGCGCUCGGCGGCAGAGCCAACGUUGGCGUUGCCAAGCCUGCAAAGGUAGAGCGACUCUGGACCGACGCACAGCUCGGUCUGCUCGAUGGCACGGCUCCUCAGCGCAUUGCCGGUGCAAGUCAGCAGACGCCUGCCAGUCACCCUUCGGCAAUGCCCGAAGUACCGACCAUGUCCUCUCCUGCAACAGUCAUGGCAUGAGGCACCCAUGGAAAUUGUAUGCGCUCGAAUGCAAUGUCAAAACUUGGAAUGAACAUUGCAGAUGCAAUACAUGAGGGAGUAUGAUACAGCUCUGAGGACCCGUCAACGUGGGCGCUCAGGAACGCCUUUUGCCUUGCUUCCAUUCGAGGGCUUUUUGACCGUCUCGCUCGACUUUGCGGCUAGCGCCGAUGCUGUUUGGUCUGCAGGCAAGCUCCUCUAGUGCGUCGAGCAUCUUCUCCCUCACUUCAUGCACGAGCGCUUCGAUGUCUUCGUGCGAACUUGUCCGCCCUUGUGUGCUGACAGGCGGUAAGACU
Mixia osmundae IAM 14324 is the source of this 2558-nucleotide messenger RNA. RefSeq lists its product as uncharacterized. Gene Ontology annotation, biological process: heme biosynthetic process. The transcript has 3 exons. NCBI's taxonomy places the organism in Eukaryota, Fungi, Basidiomycota, Mixiomycetes, Mixiales, Mixiaceae. The record is from RefSeq and is a predicted model, not a curated record. Gene Ontology annotation, molecular function: pyridoxal phosphate binding; 5-aminolevulinate synthase activity. Gene Ontology annotation, cellular component: mitochondrion. Bases 1 to 2244 code for a protein of 747 amino acids.